Molecule: messenger RNA, 822 nt
Organism: Cuscuta epithymum
Lineage: Eukaryota; Viridiplantae; Streptophyta; Magnoliopsida; Solanales; Convolvulaceae
Source: the annotation of a GenBank genome assembly
AAAGGGUUCUAGACAUGAUAUUGUUCACGCAACAAUAAAUUCCUCUUAUCUGUGGGAUUAUUGUAAGGUCUUGAAAUUGACAAAGAACAUGAGAUUACAAGAUCAAUCUGGUGACCGUUCGUGCAUUGAAUUGCAAACUUUUGCUGAGUGGAUUUUAAGCCUUGGGGAUGGCAUACUUGGUGAAGAUAAUGAAGGACAUGGAAUUGUUGAAAUUCCUGAAGAUCUUCUAAUAAAUAGCUCCACUGACCCUGUUGCAUCUAUAGUAGAUAGUAUAUAUCCUGAUUUUACUUCACAUUUUGGAGAUGCAGCAUACUUAGAUGGAAGGGCAAUACUGGCGCCUACACUUUCUAUGGUUGAAAUGAUUAAUGAUUACAUGGUUUCGAAAGAUCAAUCUGGUGUGCGCACUUAUCUUAGUUCUGAUGGAAUUUGUCAGUCAGAUUCUGAUGAUCAAUUACUUAGUGAGCUACAUACUCCGGAAUUUUUAAAUGGAAUUAAGUGCUCAGGAGUUCCCAAUCAUGAAUUGAAGCUAAAGGUUGGUGUUCCUGUUAUGCUCAUGAGAAAUAUUGAUCACUCAUCCGGUCUUUGCAAUGGUACAAGGUUAAUGGUCACAAGACUUGCUGAUCAUGUUAUAGAAGCAUCAAUUUUGAAUGGCUUUAAUCAAGGGAAAAAAUUCUUGAUUCCAAGAAUGACAUUGACGCCAUCAGAUUUGAGUCUACCAUUUAACUUUAAGAGACGGCAGUUCCCACUUUGUGUUUCAUAUGCGAUGACUAUUAAUAAAAGUCAAGGACAGUCGCUUUCUAGAGUUGGAAUUUUCUUGCAAAA